AUGUCCCAUGAAGAUUAUUCUGAGGAUAAUAACGAAAACCAUAUUGACCAAUUAUCUGAUAUGUUUGCUAAUUUAGACAUUAGUAACCUUGAAAUUAAUAAUACUAAUAAUAUAAACCCUUUUUAUUCUCCUAGGCCUAUAGAAAAGUAUUAUUAUAAAUGCCACUCACCGCAAGAUUUGCUCUUUGAGGAACCUGAACCAUUCCAGAAUUCUUAUUCAGGAAAAGCCAUUUAUGAAUGGAAUGUUGAUGGUCUUAAUGACAAACAGAUUAUAGAUACAAUCCAUAGGAUGAUCAUGCAUUCUACUGUUUGCAAGCAACAUGGAAAUUUAGAUAGUUCUAUAGCAUCCUUUAUAACCACAGGAUUUGUUGGCCAACUUAGAGGCUGUUGGGAUCAUUAUCUCCCCAAAUCUCAGAAAUUAGAAAUUCUUAAUCAUAAGAAAAUCAUUAAGAUCGAGCCAGGAACCAGUAGAAGCACUACUUUGGCUACGACUACCACGGGAGAAGAAGAUGCAGUGUAUAGUUUGUGUCUCGUAAUCUUACAACAUUUUGUAGGAACCAAUGUCCCUAUUGGAGAAAAAAUCCAGACACUUCUCCAAAACCUUAGGUGUCCUUCUCUUACCCACUUUAGAUGGUGUAAGGAUACUUUUCUUUCAAGAGUUUAUCAAUUAAACAAUCCCAAUUCUUUGCAUUGGAAAGCAAAAUUUGUUGAUGGAUUACCCCAUUUCUUUUCUGAAAAGGUUAGACAAUCUUUAAGACAGAAAAAUGAUGGGAUAAAUAUAAAUUAUUCUGACCUUACUUAUGGUCAUAUAAUUAGAGCUUGUGUUAAUGAAGGAUUAACUUUAUGUAAUGACAUAAACCUUAGAAAUCAACUUAAAAAGCAAAAGCUUUCGGAGAAACACCAACUUCGGGAAUUUUGCGAACAAUUUGCUUUUAUUCUUGGAAAAUCUCCAGAUAAUAAUAAGAAGAAAAAAGGAAAAAAAUUCCGCAAUAAACCGUAUAAGGAUAAGUCAAAAACUUCUUAUAGAAAUUCUUAUAAGAAUAAGAAAAAGGGUCACUACAAUAAAGGUAGACCUAAAGAAAAAUCUUUUGACCCUAAAGGUAAAAGAAAAGCCAAAAAGUUUGACAUAACGCGUCAUAAAUGUGGCAAACAAGGUCAUUAUGCCAACCAAUGUUGGACUAAAAAAGCUCUUAAUGAGAUAGAAGAUGAACAAUUGCGUUCUCAAUUAGAAAAAGUUUUACUUCUCAAUUCUGAUUCUAAAAAUUAUUCUUCAUAA
Molecule: messenger RNA, 1275 nt
Organism: Lathyrus oleraceus (garden pea)
Lineage: Eukaryota; Viridiplantae; Streptophyta; Magnoliopsida; Fabales; Fabaceae
Exons: 1
Coding region: 1-1275 (424 amino acids)
Source: RefSeq, a predicted model, not a curated record